Messenger RNA from Coregonus sp. 'balchen', 1065 nucleotides. Lineage: Eukaryota; Metazoa; Chordata; Actinopteri; Salmoniformes; Salmonidae. The record is from the annotation of a GenBank genome assembly.
AUGAACGGCACAGAGGGACCAGAUUUCUACGUCCCUAUGUCCAAUGCUACUGGCAUUGUUAGGAACCCCUAUGAAUACCCCCAGUACUACCUUGUCAGCCCGGCGGCAUACUCACUCAUGGCUGCCUACAUGUUCUUCCUCAUCCUCACCGGCUUCCCCAUCAACUUCCUCACGCUCUACGUCACCAUCGAGCACAAAAAGCUGAGGACCGCCCUGAACUACAUCCUGCUCAACCUGGCUGUGGCCGAUCUCUUCAUGGUAAUUGGCGGCUUCACCACUACGAUGUACACCUCCAUGCAUGGCUACUUCGUCUUCGGAAGAACGGGCUGCAACAUUGAGGGAUUCUUUGCUACCCAUGGUGGUGAGAUCGGCCUGUGGUCCCUGGUUGUCCUGGCUAUCGAGAGGUGGUUGGUCGUCUGCAAGCCUAUCAGCAACUUCCGCUUCAGUGAGACCCAUGCCAUCAUGGGCGUGGCCUUUACCUGGGUCAUGGCUUCUGCUUGCUCCAUGCCCCCUCUGUUUGGCUGGUCUCGCUACAUCCCCGAGGGCAUGCAGUGCUCAUGUGGAAUUGACUACUACACACGCGCCCCUGGGUACAACAAUGAGUCCUUUGUCAUCUACAUGUUCAUCGUCCACUUUCUGAUUCCCCUGUUUAUCAUCUCCUUCUGCUACGGCAACCUGCUCUGCGCUGUCAAGGCAGCUGCCGCUGCCCAGCAGGAGUCUGAGACUACCCAGAGGGCUGAGAGGGAAGUGACCCGCAUGGUCGUCAUGAUGGUUGUCUCCUACCUAGUGUCCUGGGUGCCCUACGCCAGUGUGGCCUGGUAUAUCUUCAGCAACCAGGGAUCAGAGUUCGGCCCCGUCUUCAUGACAAUUCCGGCAUUUUUUGCCAAGAGCUCGGCCCUGUACAACCCCCUCAUCUACGUGUUGAUGAACAAGCAGUUCCGCCACUGCAUGAUCACCACCCUGUGCUGCGGGAAGAACCCCUUCGAGGAGGAGGAGGGAGCCUCCACCACUGCCUCCAAGACCGAGGCCUCCUCCGUGUCCUCCAGCUCUGUGGCUCCUGCAUAA